Molecule: messenger RNA, 5167 nt
Organism: Folsomia candida
Lineage: Eukaryota; Metazoa; Arthropoda; Collembola; Entomobryomorpha; Isotomidae
Exons: 16
Coding region: 440-3283 (947 amino acids)
Biological process (GO): protein O-linked glycosylation
Molecular function (GO): protein N-acetylglucosaminyltransferase activity
Source: RefSeq, a predicted model, not a curated record
CUAGCCGAAAAAAUUCCUCAAAUUAUUCAGGAUCGCAUAUUCCGGUACAGAAUGAGGGUACAAUUACACAUGUGCUGCUUCGACGAGAGUUAUGCCGAAGACACUGAAAAAUGGGAGGGGUUCGUGAAAAAUGAUCUGGAGAUGGGAGUGCCUCCAGGAGAACUGGACGCUUGGAAUAUGUGUUAUAUGAAACUUGAUGCGAUGCUUCUAAAAAGAUCCGCCGAAGUAUAUAAUUCUGGCGAACCUCUUGAUGAAAAUAUUCCGAUUCGAACUUUCUUUGCCCUAUCUAAAAAACCCGAAAAAUAUAAGAUUGGAUUUUUGGCUGGUGCGUGGGGCUGCCAUUCCACAACUUAUCUAACACGGGGUUUACUGAGGUGCCUUGACAGAGACAAAUUUGUCUCAAGGAAUAAGUCACAAGGACGAUGUUUGCAAGGCCGACAUGAGGAAAAUGACCAAAAUGGUGGACUUACCUGAUGUCGAUGUAGCGCCAGAGGUCACAUUCAACGCCAUCAAGGACUUGGAUCUGGAUUUUUUGGUUGAUUUGAUUGGACCAGCAAAUGGUUCAAGGGGAUGCGCCUUUCCUUACCGCCCUGCCAAGGUCCAGAUUAAUUGGCUCGCUCAUCCUGGAACUUGUGGCAAUAAAGGUCUGCAGUACAUUUUCGUAGAUCCUAUUCUCGCAGGAAUAGUAGACAGCAGAAACUGGUUCACUGAGAAGCGUGCAUUUAUCAGUAAAACGUACUUUAUUGGCGACCACGCCGAUCAGUUCCCCCAUUUACGCCAUGAGUUGAGAACAAAGACAAAGGAAGGAACCGUCAUUGUUCUUCAUGGGGCUUAUCCUAUUCCAAGUGUAUUUUCCUUGUCGUCUUGUGCGGAUAGCAUAUGGGACAUGCUACAUGAUGAUGAAAAAGAGUGUCUCUGUCUAAGGGAUCAUGUCAUCUGGAACGGAUUAAAAAUCAACAAUAAUUUGGUGAAAUCGGGACACGAGGAUUUGGGAGAUAUGGUGGCCACCACUAGAGUGCAAUUUGGAUUGGAUGAAAACGCAAUUGUUCUUUCGAGUUUCAACACCCAUGCGAAACAUACUUUUGAAACGUUCGAGCUAUGGUGUAAAAUCAUGCUCGCAGUCCCAAAAUCCGUUCUAUGGAUUUCUCAGUACCCUGGAGCGGCCCGACCAGGGAUGGAAAAUUUCAUGACGAGCAAAGGAUUAGACAAAAAUCGCCUCAUCAUGUCUGAUAAUUCUUUCUCUAGUAAAGAAUUAUAUCUUCGCCGCUCGUGUCUUGUGGACCUGGUUUUGGAUCCGUUGACAUAUAAUGGACACACGUGCAGCCUGGAUACCAUUUACCUCGGCUGUCCUGUCCUCUGCAUGCUUGGGAAUACUUUUCAAUCUCGUGUGGCAGCGUCAUUGAACACAGUUUUGGAAAUUCCCUGCUUAAUUACUCAUUCUACUGAUGAGUAUUUGAAAAUGGGAAUUCUAUUGGGAAAUAACCCACACGUCUUAACCGAACUGCGUAAAACCAUUCUUCAUCGGAAGAAUGAAUCAUCCUUAUUCGACGUGAAGCAGUUUUCCUAUGAAUUAGAAAUCUUGCUGGAAAGAGCCUUUGAAGAGUUUAUGGAGCACCCCAAUAAUCCUGAAAAGUGGAGAGAACUUGAGCCACUGGAAACGCCACAAGACUGGAAGUUGUUUGCUGAACUGGAUAGGAAUUGGGUUACGAAUUUAAUUGGUGCAUCAUCAGAAAAUCCAGAACAAGUAUCGUCCUCUUUACAACACCAAGUUUUAUCCAUUCGGGCGAGUUCAUCUUACAUGGAGGUUGAUGAACAUGUGAACCCAAUGAUUCAAAUCGUAGAUCAUCCCAUGCGGGUCCUACAGUUUCCACGGAUCUAUCCGUCAUAUUCGCUCCCAAACGAUGCUGAAAGAGAUUAUGAUGAGAUCUAUAUCGGACAGCGUGUCGUUAAUGUUGCCUGGAUAGAGACUGCAGUGAAAUUUUGUGUCAAAUCUCAUUUGGAGUCAUACUUUGACGAUUUAUGUAUUGGUCCUCUUCAGGCGUCCCAGUUUGUAGCUAGAUUUUGUUUGUACAUGCAACACGGACUACCGAAGAUACCAAAGCUUGCAAAAAAUUGCUGGGAAAACUUUUUUGGUUGUUCUGACGGGCUAUUACAGAUGGACGCUGACCAAUACUUUUUUGUUCGCCCGAUGAUCGGAAAUGAUGGAAAGAUGACCGAACCAGUCAAGUCUCAUCCGCUUAAAUCGGACAUGAAUGAUGCAGAUAGGAAGAAGACUGAAAAAUGUUUAUUGUGUGUUUCUGGACUUUUUCGUCUCAUCACUUCGAUUCGUGAUGUGCACGCCCCAGAUUUUCAUACUUGGAAGGGAAGAACAAACAAUCAAAAAGAAUGCCCACAAUGCCGUUAUUGUGGCUUCCCCGAAAUUUGCUUCACUUCGGACAGCAAUCGAGUUUCCCACAUGGAAGCACAUCAAGCUAAUUUUAUUGCAAAUGCAUCCGAAACAUAUCUGGAUGUUAAUGAAACUGGCAACAUUGAUGGCGAACAUACCCAACAUCAUCCCUUCCAACCAAACUUUACAGAUAAUGUGGACAGUUCAGAUUACGUUCAGCGAGAGUUGGCUCGCUACCACCAGCCCGGAACCACGCUUGGUGACGAUAAGCUUUUUUCCGACGGUUCCUCGAGAUACUGUCGAGGUAAAAAAAUGUUAACAUUUGUAUGGCUUUAUGACGGACUGGAGCAAGUGUUGGAAUGGAUGAAAAGGAAUAUUGGCGAAGUAGCAGCGUCGGGCCAUGUUGUCCACCAAUUCUUUUCUUUGCUGCAUUUGAAUCUUAACACAAUCGGUUGCCCAAUUAUGAAGGAUCUCGAAAAAAUGGAUGGCGAGGUCAGAAAACUUUACUGCAAAACUCACCUCCGGUUUGCCCAGAAAGACUCGUACGACUAUCUUCUCAAAUUGUUUGACGACGGACCUGGAGAUAUGAAUGAGAUGCAUUGGGUAACCCACAAAUCCAUUGUCCCCGGCCAAGCUUUCUGCAAACUAUGCAGGGAGGACUUUCCCACCGUUCGUCAGAAGGAUGUUAGGAAAAAACUCAACGAGCAUCACCACGUUGAUAACGCAGAAAAAUGUCAAGCUUGUAACUUUGUUUUCAAACCCUCAUUGGAUACGGAAUUGAUCAGACACUCCCAUGAACAAAUGCACCUUGAAAUGAUGGGCUGGACCGAGACUAUUAUUGAUGCUCAAGAAUGUGACGCAGAUGUAAUCGUCACUCAAUAUGAGGUGUCCCUAUAAAUUGUUUGGCUUAUUUCUCAAAAACUAAAAUUACACAAAUUAAUCGUAAACAUCAUACAAAAUUUAUUGUGCCUAAAUACGUCUUGCCGAUACUAUGUACAUAACUUGAUUGAACAACUAAUAAAGCCACUCUGUCGUAUGUAUUAGUUUGGGGGAAAUGAUGAUGACUUUAUUCUUAUUAUAUUUGUGCAUAGGUUCAAGGGUUAGAAGGUCAGAUGCCUAGAUUAAAUCGUUUCCGAGCAGCGGUCGUCAAACGAACGGGACAUUCAAAGAGAAUUUGCAUGCAUGCUAUUUUCUUGAUUUUCUGAUUCAAGUUUCUUUCCAACUACUCGUGCUAUGUGUAUGAAUAAUGUGUCAUUGCAAAGGUAUUUGUGCAUAGCUUAGAGGGUUAGAAGGUCAGAUGCCUAGAUUAAAUCGUUUCCGAGCAGCGGUCGUCAAACGAACGGGACAUUCAAAGAGAAUUUGCAUGCAUGCUAUUUUCUUGAUUUUCUGAUUCAAGUUUCUUUCCAACUACUCGUGCUAUGUGUAUGAAUAAUGUGUCAUUGCAAAGGUAUUUGUGCAUAGGUUCAAGGGUUAGAAGGUCAGAUGCCUAGAUUAAAUCGUUUCCGAGCAGCGGUCGUCAAACUAAGGGGACUGAGACUAUUAUUGAUGCUCAAGAAAGUGACGCAGAUGUAAUCGUCACUCAAUAUGAGGUGUCCUUAUAAAUUGUUUGGCUUAUUUUUCAAAAACUAAAAUAACACAAAUUAAUCGUAAAUCGUGCUUAAAUACGUCUUGCCGAUACUAUGUACAUAACUUGAUUGAGCAACUAAUAAAGCCACUCUGCCUAUGUAUUAGUUUGGGGGAAAUGAUGAUGACUUUAUUCUUAUUAUAUUCAAAUAAACAUAACACUUAUUGAUACCUGUUUGUAAAUUAUGCAUAAGCUACACGUCAAGAUGUUUUAUUUAGAUCAUCAGUCGGUCUUUAUGAGGAGCAUAGAUCGGUCUAACCACUUAUGGAGUGACCGAUCAUGGGUAUCGGUCAUUCCAAGCACUGUUAAACUGCAUAAUUAUUAAAUUAAUUUAAAUCCUGCGUGCAAGAUAAUUUUUAAAUUGUUGUAGCAAAAUUGUAAAUCCUGCCCUUUAUUUGAUGAAAGAUGAAAAGCCCAGUAACAUGAACUAAUUAACCAUCAUGUACACAUUUCAUUAAAAAAUGCUUAAUUUCAAUAUAUAAUGUCAUUUUCAUUAAGUAGGAAACGCUAUAUAAUAAAAAAUCUCAUAUAUGUCAUAUUGGUAUAUAUUUAUAUGUUCUAAAAAUAAACCACGCCAACCAGACAAAAUUUCAUAUAGAUAACGUUGGCGUGGCUUGGUUUCCCUGCUCGGCUGGGUUCGGCUUCUCCGCAUCCUACUCAUUCACUCGUGAGGUGUCGGAGAAGAAGGAACUCGCUCGUCCCACUGCGCACCAGCCACACUCUCAACAACAACACAACGAAUAUUAUCUGUUCUACAAAAAUUAAGCUUGACGUGUAGUUCUCCAUUAAUUAAAAAUGUCGGUGAGCUCCGUUUUUCUUACAAAUUUGCCCCGUGGGAUAACCAGGGCCGAAUUGAAAUCCCAACUUGAAGAAUUACAUCCCGACGAUGUCAACGUGUUCACUGACGUUGUAUCCGGUCUUUCCGUUGCUAUAUACUGAAUCGUGAUUUUCUCGAUCAGUUAGACAGUUUCUGCUGGAGGUGUAAAUUCCCAUUCAGAUUAAUCGGGGUUAACUUGCAACUUGUCUCUAUUGCGGGACGUUGUAAUUGCGAUUAUACUGGAUCAGGCCCAGAUUUCGCCUAUCACUGGAUUUACCAAGCCCACGAAGAGCCAGAAAAACAAGUUCAUGAAUGUUUCACGAGACUGAUGCCGGACAAA